UCGGCGCUUGCGGCGGCUCUGCCCUUGCCUCGCUACACUGCCACAGUCGAGGAUGCGACGGCGGAAGACGAUGAAUAUGAACAACGGCAUCAACAGCAAGUGACUGUGCAGUCUUCGGUGCCUCCCUAUGGCAAGAGGAGAGGCUGGAGACCAAAGGACCAAGGCGAUUUUGGUGAUGGAGGAGCUUACCCGGAGUGUCAUAUCGCUCAGUACCCAUUGGACAUGGGUCGAAAGAAGGCGGGCACCAGCGGAGGAGCAUUGGCUCUGCAAGUAGACGCGGAUGGGAACGUGCGAUACGAUGCCAUCGUCCAACAGGGCCGCAGAGAAGGUCAAAGGGUUCAGUCACAGCAUAAGGACCUUGUGCCUCUCAGUCAGCGCUCAGACUCAAAGAAGGCGUCGGAUCUGCUCCCGGACAGACCGGAUCAGGAUGCCGUUGCCGAAUGUACGCAAAGGACACGGAUAGCGCUCGAGAAGAUCAUCAAUGGCAAGAUCAAGACUGCGCAACAGACGAACGUUGAAAAUACGGGGCCCAGCAGCUCGUACAUUCGUUAUACGCCAGGGCAGCAAGGGGCAAGCGGCCAACAACGCAUCAUCAAGAUGACCGAUGCUGCAGAGGAUCCUCUCGAGCCCCCGCGCUGGAAGUUUAAAAAGGUGCCAAAGGGUCCCCCGAGCCCUCCGCCUCCGGUCCUGCGAUCGCCACCUCGCAAGGUCACCGCCCAGGAGCAGAAGGAAUGGAUGGUACCUCCUUCGAUCUCAAAUUGGAAGAACAACAAGGGUUUCACCAUUCCGCUCGACAAACGGUUGGCUGCUGAUGGUAGGGGUCUGCAAGACGUACAUAUCAAUGAUGGCUUUGCCCAAUUCUCAGAGGCUCUAGUUCUAGCCGAGAGGCAUGCGCGAGAAGAAGUCAGGCAGCGGUCGCUUAUGCAACAAAAGUUGGCUGCGAAAGAGAAGGCGAGCAGGGAAGACCAUCUACGGCAGCUCGCUCAAAGGGCCAGAGAAGAGAGGAGUGGCCUUGGUUCCUCUGCCACGCCUUCUUUGGCUGGCGGCGAUGAUCGGGAAAGUGGUGUCGAGGAUGACCGGCUUGACGAUCGGGUGGACAUCAGGGCUCCGCAAUUCGAGGCUGAAAGGUCACCUUCAUCCGCGAGCGAGGGAAGUGGGUCCGAGUCAGAAGACGAGGAGGAUGCUAGGGAACGGGAUCGUCUGCGGGCCGAAAGGCGACGCGAACGGGAGAGAGAUCUGCGGAUGUCAAGCAUGGGCACGGAGCAGCGGGCGAAGAUGCUGGCUCGCGAACAGAACCGCGAUAUUUCUGAGAAGGUUGCACUUGGACUUGCCAAGCCAUCCUCCAAGGGCGGCGAGGUAGACAGCCGUCUGUUCAAUCAGGACAAGCUCAACUCGACCUAUGGCGACGAAGACAGCUACAAUUUAUACGACAAGCCUCUGCUUCAAGGGUCAAGUGCUGCACAAGCCAUCUACUCGCGACCGACUCAAGGUGGCUCCGACGAAGCGUACGGUGGCGGUACAGCCGAAGGGGUCAGCGACGAGUUGGCCCGCAAUGACCGCUUUGGCCUCGGCAGAGGGAAGGCCUUCCAGGGAGCUGACUAUCAAGAGGCCAGGUCCGGACCGGUCCAAUUCGAGCGCGAUACCCAGGCGGAUGGCUCAGCCACUCAGACGAUCAACGACCCCUUUGCGAUUGAUCAGUUCCUGGACGAGGCCAAGAGGGGA
Microstroma glucosiphilum is the source of this 1722-nucleotide messenger RNA. RefSeq lists its product as hypothetical. The annotation marks the transcript as partial. The transcript is spliced from 2 exons. Gene Ontology annotation, cellular component: spliceosomal complex. Gene Ontology annotation, biological process: mRNA splicing, via spliceosome. The record is from RefSeq and is a predicted model, not a curated record. Lineage: Eukaryota; Fungi; Basidiomycota; Exobasidiomycetes; Microstromatales; Microstromataceae.